Messenger RNA from Cinara cedri, 4621 nucleotides. Lineage: Eukaryota; Metazoa; Arthropoda; Insecta; Hemiptera; Aphididae. The record is from the annotation of a GenBank genome assembly.
AAAACAUACUAUAAUUUUUGAAUUUACCACUGUAAUUAUUAUUAUAUAUUAUAAUAUUACAUUGCAUUUGCCGUUCGGCGUAUAAAUCAUUUUUUUUUUUUUUCUGUUUCGCGUUCAAUGUUUGUUUAAUUAAUUAAAUAACAGGCGAAUUAAUCAUACGCGCGCACACACACACACCGACGCAAUUAUAUACCGUAAAAAGUGUAAUAAUAAUACCAUGAGCUCGUUCUGUACGUGACGACGACGGCGACACGUCGAUAUAAUUAUUUUCGUCACGAUACUCGCGAAUAAUUCGAUUAAAAAGUGCCAGGUACUCCACGAGUCGUCGCUAGCCUUAGCCAUAGCACAUAGGUAUACGCCAUGUCUACGUCAAGUCCAAACUUGAGCGAGACGAAACCCACGAUCGCUGGCCAUGUCCCGGUGAACAACAACGUAAGUGCCGAUGGUUUGUGUUCUGUUCAUUAAUACAUUUCUAAAACGUGUUCGUUUCUCUAAUACAAAGGUCGACCCUAUUCCCGUGGUUGAUCUACAUCAACAGUUUUUGCACACUCUGGAAAAUAUAGAAAACAACCAGGUUAACACUCAACUGACAACGUCUCACGCACUAUUGCCGACUUCGAAACCGUUUAACGAUAUUCUAGCGUCGUUACAGGUAAUUUGACUAAUUCUAUUACAUAUAAAAUUAAUGAUUAACAAUCUUGUGUACAUUAAAAACCCCCAGACAUUGAUAUUCGCUCAAAAUAAGAAAGAAAACAGCGAAGAGGUCGAAGACAUUGUUCUGCCUGUUUUACAAGACCUAGACAAACUCAGCCUGACGUCGUAUUCUCUCAGUUACUAUAUCAGUCACUGUCUACCCACCGAACAGACUGUGCCCGUCUUGUCACUGAUCAAUAAGUCGACGACCAUUUGGAUAGCAAAAUUGUUUCAGUCAGUAAAAAACAAUUGCUUUUAGAUUAUAAUACAUAAAUCUCGUCAUUGGUAUAAUCAUAUGUAUUAAUCAAUUUAGAUUUCCAAACUGCGGGGCGUUUUAUACGGAAAAUAUGAUAUUGAGCUACGAAAGAGUAUUAUUGCUUGCGUUGCACCGUAUGUUUGGUCCGGGAUAUUUUAAUCCGUCUGAAUUGCCAAUUAUUUACUGUACGCCCGAUCCUGUAAUGAUCAGUACAAUAAAAAGAACUGUUACGCAGGUAAUUCAAACCAAUAUUUAGGGUUUUUUAUUUUUUUACUUAUUCAGCUGAGUAAUGUUGACAGAUUGGAAUGAACGAAAAAUGUGUUCAAGUCAUACCGUGUCUAUCAAAUGUACUGUGCCCUUACAAAGCAGACUUGGUAGCAUUUGAAACUAUGAUAAAAAGUGAUGUUGAAAACAACAAAAAGCCUCUUAUUGUUUUUGCGAGAGCUGGUAAAAAAGUCAUUUUAAUCUUUAUUAUAAAUGCAAUUUAAUAUUAAUGUCUACUUUUCACUCAAUAGGAGCGCAUGUUACCGGUCAGGUAGACGAUCUUGUAAAUUUUAAAGAGUUGACCAAUAAAUACAAUAUUUGGUUACAUCUAUCAGGAGAUAAUUUGUCGGGACUGGUUUUGGCAAAAUCUAAACAUGAAGUGUGUUAAAAUAGUAAAUUGUAAGUAGGUUUGAGAGUAUGUUAAUUAUGUUAUUAUUUUCAGAUUCCUAGUCUAGCCGAUAGUAUGACAUUGACACCAAGUAUUUGGUUAAAUAUUUCUGCACUACCUGUUAUUGUAUCCUUUUCAGAAAAAAAAAAAUAAAAACAUUAGAAUAUUAUGUUUGGUAUAACCUUUUUUGUUUUUUUAAAUAAUUGGUUUUUCUUAAAGAAUAAUUAUUAUUAGACUUUAUUCGACAAGCAAUAUACAAAUACAGAAAUAUUGAAUUUAUACAAAAGUAAAUGUUUACCUAUUUGGACGUGUUUUCAAGUAAGUAAUAAUUAGUAAUUACUAAGUACAUUAUUCAAAAAAGUUUGAUAUUUUUUCAGGCUUUAGGACAUGAUGCACUUGUAAUUAGGAUUCAACAAAAAUUUGAAGUAUGCCACCGUAUACACAGUUUGGUUAAACGCUACAAUUGUCUAAGAAUAUUGGUGAUUGAGAUUGUUUAUUUAUAUAUGUAACAAUAAAUAAUCAUAUAUUUAUAUGAUUUUUUAGUGCGAGACCAAAGAUCAGACCAGUGUGACAAAUGGAGAAAAUGUUGCCGAUAUUAUUGCUGAACGAGAUAAUAUUCCAGUACAGUCAACACAUGAUAAUUUUAUUACAGUUUAAUAUUAUAAUAUCAAUUAUUUUUUUCACAGGAUUUAUUGCAUAGUUUAUCGAGUUGCCUUAUAAUUCAAUUUAUACCAAAAGACUGUAAUCAAAGGGUUUCACCUUAUUAUGAUAAAUUAAAUUCUUGGGUAAGAAAUUGUAGUUUAUAAUUAUUCAUUUUACGACUGUUUUUUAUUUAUUAUUUCAGCUAGGCCAAGUACUAGAACGAGAAAUUCCUGAAGCACCUUUAGAACUAUGCGAAAUAGAAUCUCUUGGCAUUGUAGUAUCAUUUUCACCAUUUACUAUUUUAAAUACAUUAGUAACCGAAGAUGAUUGGGAAACGUUCAGUAUAACUUUGGACCAACACAUCGUCAGUAUAUGAAAAACAAAUUAGUAAAAAAAAUUAAAUAAAAAUUGUGUUAAUAAAUAAUAUUAUAUUUGAUUACUGUAUACUUAAGGAAAUUUUGCAAGCUACUGUCGAUUAUAAAGAUAAAUUGACAGGAUUAAUAGCUGAACUACCGUCACUCAGAUAUGCCGAAACCAAUGACUGGGCAGGACUUGGUGCUGUCAGAUAUGUGCCUCAACAGUGGCAAUCUUCUGAUCAGCAAUUGGCCACUGAUCAGGCCAAACAAGAUUUGAAUAGACUAAACUUACGUAUUGUACAGCAAUUACGUUCAAUAGAUGCUGCUUUUUCCCUUGGUAAGUACAUAGAGUAGAUAAAUACAAAAUACUGAUGGUUUUGUUGAAUUGCCAUGUACCCGAUUUAUGUAAUAAUUUCUAGGUGAAGGAAGUGAUGGCUUGGCUUGCGUACGGUUUGGUAUGGUAACAGCUGACACGGACGUUGCAGAAUUGUUGUCUUUAGUCCAAAGUACAGGACAAAAAGAAGAAGAGUCAACAAAAUAUAUUGAUUCAAUGGCUGAACUCGUGAAAAAGGGUACAAAAAUAAUAAUGAGUGUUUGAUUUUGGUACUAAAACUUUUAUCAAUUUUUUCAGGAAUUGAGACAGCAACUGUAGACUUACAGAAGGAGACUGAAGAAAAGAUAUGGCAAGAAGGCAUUUUACGACAUGUUCCUGUCUUUGGUAAUUUAGUUAAUUGGUGGUCCCCGCCAGCCAAAAAUGCAGUAAAAGGACGAUGGUUAGAUUUAGAAGCAGGCAUAGUCCGAUCAACGGAACCUAUAUAUGAAAAGAAAGCUCAAGUUGAAGAGUCUGAUAAUAAUGAGAGUGUCUCUGCAGCAGUGGAUAAUAUUUUAGAGUAAAGUGAUUUUAUACAACUAUUAAGUUUGUUAUAUUAUAUAUUUUUUUUUUUUUUUUUUUACUAAACAAAAUUUAAUAGUCACCAAAAUAUUUUUUUUUAAAUUUUUAUGGAAAAUAUUUAUUUACAUAUUUUAUUUUGUUGAUAGUUUGAUCUUGAUUUUUUUUCAAUAUGUAUUACUUUUUUUUAUAUAUCUAAGCAUAAUAUUUAAUCAUUGAAAAAUAUUCAAGUAUAUCUUAGGAUAUCUUGUAAACUUGUGAAAUGGCGACAAUCUAUAAACAUAAUUUUAUUGAUUACUGUUGUAAUUUUGUAACUCUACAAGUAUGAGGACACUACGAAUAUAACCAUUCUCUCUCAUAGUAAAAAAAUCACACAAUUUUAUUUUUAUACUAUUUGUAUUUAUUUAGUUAUUUAUUAUUAUUUUGUUAAGAGGUCGUCACUGUAACAUUUGUUAUCUCUGUCUACCUAACAGAUAAUAUAGAAAGUAUAUUUUUGAUACUCAAGAUCUGAUAAACUUAAAACAAAAAUUAUUUCACCAAAUUAAAAUCAACAGCAUUUAUUAUACUUUUAAUGAGAUUUUUUGAUAUUUAUUUGUAUUUCAAACUUAAUAAAUAUAUCAGAAAAUCCCCUUAUAAGAGCAUAGUAAAUUUAAUAUUCAAUUAGGUGAAAUAAUUUUUGUUUUAAGUCUAUAAAGUACAGAAUUCUAUUGAAAGUACAAAAACACAUGUUUGAUAAACUGCCUGUUAGAUAUAGAGGUAGCAAAUAUUAAGACACCUUCUUAAAGGGGAAACAUAGUAAGUACCCCCUGUGAGACAAUACAUAUUACCUAAACAAACUGGGCUUUGCAUAAUGAUGGUCACAAUUUAAGUGAUAUAUUUUUAAUUUAUAAAAUUGUUAUAAUUUUAAAAGUUUUAUUUAGUUGUAUUGCCUGAUUAACUAACAUGCAAUAAUAAUAAUAAUAAUGUAUAAAAUCAAAAAAAAAAUUAUAUAUUAUAAUUGUCUGUUUAAUUUUCAUUUCAUAUUGUUUGUAACUUACUAUUUUUAUUAUUUUUUCAUAGUCUAACUAUGUAUGUUAGUACUAAUUUCGUAUAUAUAUCUGAAUAUUAAAUAAAGAAAAAUACAUUUUUAAAAU